This is a messenger RNA of Cyprinus carpio (common carp), 2994 nucleotides long. Its product is annotated as kinesin-like protein KIF3A. Gene Ontology annotation, biological process: microtubule-based movement. The transcript is spliced from 19 exons. The coding region runs from base 164 to 2353 and encodes 729 amino acids. The record is from RefSeq and is a predicted model, not a curated record. Gene Ontology annotation, molecular function: microtubule motor activity; microtubule binding; ATP binding. Lineage: Eukaryota; Metazoa; Chordata; Actinopteri; Cypriniformes; Cyprinidae.
UGCAUUGCCGCGCAUGCCCGGUAAACGCAGCGGCGCGCAGGUUGGGAUGCGCGCUUGAGCUGGAAAAAUACAUCAUCCACCCGAAUGAGCUCAUCGAUUAUAAUUUCAGACGAAACCUCGUUCAUUUAGGUUCUGAUAAAGAGCCAUAUACCCGAUUCUGAAAAUGCCGAGUAAUAAGGUUGAUAAACCAGAGAAGGUGGAGGUGAGUGAUAACGUGAAGGUGGUGGUGAGAUGUCGACCCCUCAACGAGAAGGAGAAGAUGAUGGGACACAAGCAGUCCGUCGCCGUGGAUGAGAUCCGGGGAACGAUUACUGUGAACAAACUUGAUAUGACCAGUGAUCCGCCAAAGACGUUCACCUUCGACACAGUGUUCGGUCCAGACAGUAAACAGCUGGAUGUGUAUAAUUUAACAGCUCGACCUAUUAUUGACUCAGUAUUAGAGGGUUAUAAUGGAACCAUAUUUGCAUAUGGCCAGACAGGCACAGGGAAGACGUUCACUAUGGAGGGCGUCAGAGCGGUGCCUGAACUCAGAGGAAUCAUCCCAAAUUCAUUCGCUCAUGUAUUUGGUCACAUUGCAAAAGCAGAAGGAGACACCAGGUUUCUGGUAAGAGUUUCAUAUUUGGAAAUAUACAAUGAGGAGGUGAGAGACCUGUUGGGAAAGGACCAGAUGCAGAGGCUGGAGGUCAAGGAGAGACCUGAUGUAGGAGUUUACAUCAAGGAUCUUUCUGGAUAUGUGGUGAACAAUGCUGACGAUAUGGACCGGAUUAUGACCCUCGGACACAAAAACCGUUCUGUGGGUGCGACUAAUAUGAACGAGCACAGCUCUCGUUCCCAUGCUAUCUUCACCAUAACUAUUGAGUGCAGUGAGAAAGGUGUGGAUGGAGAUCAACAUGUGCGCAUGGGAAAGCUACACUUGGUGGAUCUCGCGGGCUCUGAGAGACAAGGAAAAACGGGCGCCACUGGUCAACGUCUUAAAGAGGCCACAAAAAUCAACCUGUCCCUGUCCACGCUGGGAAAUGUCAUCUCUGCACUUGUGGACGGGAAGAGCACCCACGUGCCCUACAGGAACUCAAAACUCACCCGACUCUUGCAGGACUCUCUAGGAGGAAACUCCAAAACCAUGAUGUGUGCAAACAUCGGCCCCGCAGAUUACAAUUACGACGAAACUAUCAGUACGCUCCGUUACGCCAACCGUGCCAAAAACAUCAAGAAUAAGGCCAGGAUUAACGAGGACCCCAAGGAUGCACUGUUGCGCCAGUUUCAGAAGGAAAUCGAAGAUCUCAAGAGAAAACUGGAAGAAGGUGAGGAGAUCUCUGGCUCUGAUGGCAGUGGAUCAGAUGACAUGGAUGAAGGAGAACUUGAGGUCGGAGAUGGAGGCGAGAGACGCAAGAAACGAAGAGACAGUGGCAGCAGUAGUUCAGACUCUGCCUGUUAUUUAGCACAGCACUUUGAGGAGAGAUCCCAGACUAGUGAGAGGGGGAGGAAGAAGGUGUCUCCUGACAAGAUGGUGGAGAUGCAAGCUAAGAUCGAAGAGGAACGGAAAGCACUGGAGGCCAAACUGGACAUGGAGGAAGAAGAGAGGAACAAAGCACGUGCAGAGCUUGAGAAGAGAGAGAAGGACCUUCUCAAAGCCCAACAAGAGCAUCACUUAUUACUCGAGAAGCUGUCUGCUCUAGAGAAGAGGGUUAUUGUUGGUGGAGUUGAUUUACUGGCUAAAGCUGAGGAGCAGGAGAAGCUUCUGGAAGAAUCCAACAAUGAACUGGAGGAGAGGAGGAAGAGGGCCGAGCAGCUCCGGAGAGAACUGGAAGAAAAGGAGCAAGAGCGCUUGGACAUCGAGGAGAAAUACACCAGUUUACAGGAAGAAGCUCAAGGGAAGACCAAGAAACUGAAGAAAGUCUGGACCAUGUUGAUGGCAGCAAAAUCUGAGAUGGCUGAUCUGCAGCAAGAGCAUCACCGAGAGAUCGAAGGUCUGCUGGAAAACAUCCGGCAGCUGAGCAGAGAGCUGCGGCUACAGAUGCUCAUCAUUGAUAACUUUAUUCCUCAGGAAUAUCAGGAGAUGAUUGAGAACUAUGUGCACUGGAAUGAGGACAUUGGAGAAUGGCAGCUGAAAUGUGUGGCCUACACAGGCAACAACAUGAGAAAACAAACACCUGUGCCGGACAAGAAAGAAAAAGAUCCAUUUGAAGUGGACCUGUCCCAUGUUUAUCUGGCCUACACUGAGGAGAGCAUGAGACAGUCCCUAAUGAAACUAGAAAGGCCUCGGACAUCAAAGAGUGCAAAGUCCAGGCCUAAAACUGCUCGUAGGAAACGUUCCUCCAAACCAGAGGCUGCGAUUGAAUCCUUGCUGCAGUGAGCCUUUUGUGAAAUGAAGACCACCAUAUUUUUUGUGCAUUUUCAAGGCCAGUCCAGUAUAUGUCUUAGGAAGUACUGAUACUUGUGAUGUUAAGGCACUUUGACAUAAGUGUCGAUGAAAGUAAAUCAUGUGUUAAUAUGCAGGAACUCCAGAGCUGCUCCAACGCUGGCUUUAGGUGAGGAUAGUUUGCUGUAAAAUGUCUGUUAAUGAGAGCACUCCAAAAGGCACAUUUCACCUUUAACACAAACACUGUUACUGUAUAUUCUGCUUUACACUGAUGGCUUUGCUGGCUGGAACGAGCAGGUUAUUGAUGCGAAACAUGAGAUGAGCUUGCCGUCAGGGAAUAUGCUACUGAGAAACCAAUCUAAUCUUAAUGUUUUAUACAUUUGGCAGCGUGCAAUUGCUUUAGCUCAAUGUACACAAGCUAUGCUACUUAAUUUUUUUUUAUAUGUAGUGUGAAUGUGCAUGCCAUGUUUCCCUGGCUGUGGUGCCAUUAGCACAGUUUACUCUAAUUGUAAUGUAUCUCCAUUGUGCACUGUAGUAAAACCAUUAGUCUUAUGUAAAACUGUUUACAUUUUACUGUUUUUUGUUUUUUCCCCUGUACUCCUCUUUAAAUUAUUAAAUUAUUUUACAAGGUAAAA